AUGCCAGCUUUGGAACAGGAGAGUUAAGGAUACUGCUCAGUUGUCCAACAGAGGCAGCUUGGAGGGUCUGGGACUUAAACACAGACCUUCAGAUCAACAACCCACAGCCUUAACCACUAGAGCCACCUUUGUGUAUUAGACAUGUGGAUCUACAUGCUUCUGUUUGGGAUGCAGAUUUUCAGCACUGCUCUCACUGCAUCCGGUGGUUCCAUAACAGUUAAACUUCAUCACAAUGUUACACUCACCUGUGAGCAGAAAUGUUCAGGUGUACUCAGAUGGAGCAGGAAUCGUGCGACUGUGGCUCAGUGUAAUCAGAUGUCCUGCAGCUCUAAAGAAGGCUUUAUUCUCUCUCAUGACCAGUUCCUGAAGGGGAAUCUGUCUCUCACCAUUACUGCAGCUGAUUACAGCAGGAGAGGUUUAUACACUUGUCAGUGCGAUGAGGCAGACCUCAGUCACGUGCGACUCCUCAUUCAGACUCAAGAGAUGACCUGUGUAAUUGCCCUGGGCGAGCCCAUAGACGUGCCCUUGCCCCUCACUGACCAGGUGGAGGUGAGAUUUACUGAGAGUAAUGCUGCACAACCGUCAGACAUGCAGAUCUGCACUGUGGACCAUGAGGAGAUCAAGUGCAGCUCAGAUUACAGAGCAAGAUCUUCUCGCCUCAACACUCUGCAGAUUACAGAUGGACGUGUCUCUGACACUGGGAGCUACACAGUACGAGAUCAAAUGAACAAUGAGACUCUGGCCAUCUUACGGGUCCAAGUGAGGGAGGAGCAACCAGGUCCAGACAGGAGGCAGGAGUGUGUUAUGCCAGUAUGGCUGCUGGUGUUGGUUCUGGUGCUGGUUGUGUCUGCAUUUGUGGUCCUGUUGGUGAUGCAUGUGCGACUGAAGAGAGAGAUUCUGCAGCUUCGUGGGGAACAUAAUCAGCUUGGAAUGAAUGGACUUCACAGUACACACCAGAGCAGGAGAUCUCUGUACACAACAGUGUCACAAAGUAGCAGCAAUGAGAACUUAUAACUGGGGACAUAUGAUUUUUUUCUUAUCUUAUCUUACAUCUCGGUUACAUCUCUGCUUAUGACCUCAGAAUAGCGGACACUCCAGUUACACUGACUCUCUGGGAGCAGGGAACAUCUGUGAUGCAAAAGAAGUGUAUCAACACACUGAUUACACAACAACAACAACAAUAAUAAUAAUAGGUCUAUAAUCAGGAGUCUUCCUUUUGCAGGGAACUUGCUGGAGGGAAAUUUUUUAAUUCUGUUUAUCACCAUGUAAAUUUAUGGCACACAUUUGUUUUUUUACAAAACAUAAAAACUUUAGAUUUAUAAAUGUGUUUGUUAUGUACAUUAGGUAGUAUGGGAUUUUGUGUAUAAAAAAAAAAACACUUUUUUUUUGUCCAUAUGUCAGUGAUGUGUUCUUCACAUCAUUAGUCAUCUCACUGUUUUCUAUGACUGACUUUUACAUUUGGAUGAAAAGUAUUUUAUUCUGCUGAGCUCAGAGUGAUGCUGAUCUACAGAUACAUGAAUAUUGAAGGUGUUUUGAAUAUUAAGCUGUUUCAUGUAUUUUUGUAUUUAAGUUUUUAACUGUAUAGGUGAGUGUGUUUUAAACCAUAUUCUUAUACUUUGUACGGUUCUGUACAGUCCUGAUGCUCUUAAUGUGAGUUUUUAUGAAUGUUACACCUUUUUUUAACAUGGAAGUGUUUAAAACAGGUUUGCCAGAUCUCAGGGGCGUGCCUGAGAUUUAAAGUAAAAGCAAAACAAACAAUGUCGCAACAGGAAGUAGAGUUCAGACUUCAGCUGAACACGCACAUGAGGUCUUCGUUUCAUAUUUACUUUCUUUCUCUCAGUCUUGAAGAUUCACUCGGUGUCUGGGAUUAAUGAACAUUUUAUUUAAAUUCAUCUUCACUUUUCUUCAGGCCUGGAUGUGGUUUUAUUCUGCUUUUCCUGUUUUUGGUUUCUGGCCGUCAGAGUUAAAGGUCUCUUAAUCAGUGAUUCCAGAUACGUGAAAAGCUACAAGAUCCAAAUGCUCCUGUUCAGUUGUCUGAUCUUAAACUUUAUUGCCUUAGUGUCAGUUGGACACUUUGUGAAGAUCAGGCGUAAUGAGUCGGGUACUCUGCCCUGUAAACGGAGAUGUCCUGGUUUGGUCAGAUGGGUCAUGAGCCACAGUCGAGAUGUUGUUGUUGCACAGUGUGACCAGACGUCCUGCAGCUCAGAGGCGGGGUAUGACAUGUCUCACUCUCUGUACCUGAAAGCAGAUCUCUCUCUCACCAUCACUGCAGCUGAUUACCAUCAGAGAUCCUGGUACACGUGUCAGUGCGAUGGUAAAGACGUCUGUGACGUGCGCCUCAGUGUGGAGCGUGUUAACUUCAGCAAAGCGCUGGAACCUGGAGAUUCACUCACUAUGGAUUUGCUGAUCUCCGAGAGAGUAAAGAUCACAUUUAACAGGAGCCAUGAUGAUGGAACUCAGAGCUCUGUGACACUCUGUACAGUCGAGGGACAUGAAGUUGUCUGUAACCCAGAAUAUAAGAAGAGAACCUCCUUCCACUCGUCUUUCUCUCUGACAGAUUUAAAGGAGAGUGACUGUGGUGUCUACACCGUGUGGGACACUGAGAAUGAUGAGAUCAUAUCUACAUACACUGUCACACUCAAAGGAAAGAACAGACCUCCGUCUUUACAAGGUGGAGAGUCUUGCAGCCUGCUUGUUGCAGUCGUGUUCAUUUCGGGUUUUGUGUUUGGUGUUUUGGUGCAUCGUUUCGUCUAUCCAUGGGUGAUACAAAAGAUAUCAAAUUGCUUUAAUAGGGCCAAGAGAAAAAAUUCAAAGCGUUCUGAGUGUAAUCAGACCACUGCAGAGGAGAAUUCUGCUGAACUGGUCCAGCUGAAAGUCUCUCCAGUAGGCAGUUAGAGGAGUGUUAACAUGAUCCUCUACUCACAUUCACACUGCUAUGAGAGAUGACCAGAGAGAGGAAGCAUUACAUUAUUUCAUUCAGUCAUCUAGUUCUUCAUACUCAAUCUUUUUACUUUAUUCUGACACAAAAGUUGUUGCCUUUUAAAAGGAAAACGUAUUUCAUUGUUCAGAGAGGACUUUAUUUCUCCAUUCUUUGUACACAUCAAGCUCAAUGGAAGUAGCUGAGUUUUUGUGUAAACUUUUAAGCAAUUUAUCCAAUUGUUUAGUAGCAUUAAAGGCAGGGUGCACGAUGUUUGAGAAAUGCUUCAGAAAACCGAGUAGGCCCGACAAACAAAACAAACGUGUAGCCAAUGAGCAGAAGGGGCGUGUCGUGUCAAUAUGCGGUCGAGAGAGUGUUCAGUGUGCAUGUGUGACAUUAGCAGAAAGUGAUUGAAAGAUUGACAUGGCGGAGACCUGCCCAUUACCUCUGCCUCGGGUUAUAGGUGUUGAACGUUGUCUUCCACUAAACCUUUCACGGUACAACACACAGUACUACAAAAACACAUUUGUAUUACCAUCGUAUUACUCAUUGAAUUCAUUUAUUGAUAAAAAAUAUCCCCUCGGCCAGCUGCCCCAGCAGGUUCCGCCAU
Tachysurus fulvidraco (yellow catfish) is the source of this 3527-nucleotide messenger RNA. RefSeq lists its product as uncharacterized. The coding region runs from base 2017 to 2895 and encodes 292 amino acids. The transcript has 10 exons. The record is from RefSeq and is a predicted model, not a curated record. NCBI's taxonomy places the organism in Eukaryota, Metazoa, Chordata, Actinopteri, Siluriformes, Bagridae.